This is a messenger RNA of Archocentrus centrarchus (flier cichlid), 852 nucleotides long. It is a transcript of the gene star2, whose product is annotated as steroidogenic acute regulatory protein 2. Gene Ontology annotation, cellular component: mitochondrion. Gene Ontology annotation, biological process: regulation of steroid biosynthetic process; intracellular cholesterol transport; steroid biosynthetic process. Gene Ontology annotation, molecular function: cholesterol transfer activity; cholesterol binding. The coding region runs from base 19 to 852 and encodes 277 amino acids. Lineage: Eukaryota; Metazoa; Chordata; Actinopteri; Cichliformes; Cichlidae. The transcript has 7 exons. The record is from RefSeq and is a predicted model, not a curated record.
CUGCCAAAGACAGACAUCAUGCUGCCUGCUGUUGUAAAGCUCUGCUGUGGAAUUUCCUACCCACAUAUAAGGAAUAUAGCAGGACUUCAACGCACAGCUGUUGCAGUGAUAGGUCAAGAAAUCACACACCUGCAGCAAUGGGGGACAAUCCAACACCACAUGAGACAGCAAGCUGGUUUAACUUGCAAUGAGGCUUCACCAAAAGAUAUAAAACCUGUGGCGGCAAAAGAUCAGCUGUACGUACAACAUGGCCAAGAAGCUAUGAGGAAGGCUCUCAGUAUCUUGGAGGAGAAAGAAGGAUGGAAGUUUGAGGUUGCUGAGCGUAAUGGUGAUGUGAUCUGUAGCAAAGUGAUGCCAGGGGGUGGGAGAGUGUUUAGGCUGGAGGCAGUGUUGGAUGCCAGUGUGGAUGAGCUCUAUAACCUCCUGUUUGUCAGAGUUGAAGAAAUGCACCAGUGGAACCCAAGCAUCCAGCAAAUCAAGGUGCUAAAACGUAUUGGACCACAAACAAUUGUCACGCACGAGAUUUCAUCUGGGACAGCAGGAAAUGUGGUUGGACAGAGGGAUUUCCUGAGUGUCAGACACAGCUGCAAACAAAUGUCCAGCAUUUAUCUUGGAGGAGCAGCAGUCCAGCUGGAGUCAUUCCCACCGCAGGCAGGCUUCACAAGAGCUGAGGAUGGACCAACCUGCUUUGUCAUACAGGCUCUGGACGAGGAUUCAACAAAAAGUCGAUUCACGUGGCUUCUUAAUAUGGACGUAAAGGGCUGGCUGCCAAAAUCCAUUGUCAAUCAGGCUUUGCCUCGGGCACAGCUGGAUUUCACCAGACACCUCCGCAGACGUCUCAGCUUGAGCUGA